Messenger RNA from Parnassius mnemosyne (clouded apollo), 2253 nucleotides. The record is from the annotation of a GenBank genome assembly. Lineage: Eukaryota; Metazoa; Arthropoda; Insecta; Lepidoptera; Papilionidae.
AUGGAACAUCCAGCGUUCGCUGACGCGGGAAGCGGCCCAGGAAUCGAAGUGUGGACUAUCGAGAAUUUCGAACCGGUGCCUCUUGAGAAGAAAAUGUACGGAAAAUUCUAUAAUGGCGACUCCUACAUCGUACUUAAGACAUCUGGCGAGCACAAUUUUUCCUACGACGCCCAUUUCUGGAUAGGCAGCAAUACUACUCAAGACAAAAAGGGUUCGGCAGCGAUAUGGACUGUGACCUUGGACGACAUGCUUGGUGGGAAGGCGGUGCAUCAUCGCGAAGUGCAAGGUCACGAGUCCAAUCAGUUUCUCGGAUAUUUCCAGCCCGCGAUUCGCUACUUGGAAGGCGGCAACGAGUCCGGGUUCAAUGCCGUGGAGACGAAUGCUGGCGCCGAGAAACGACUGCUAAGGCUGUCUGGUUGUGACAACAUGAGAAUUGAAGAGGUUCCUCCGGAUUCCACUUCACUGACAAAGAACCACUGCUUCAUCCUGGAAGUAGACCAUGAUAUCUUCGUGUUGAUGCCUGAAGGCGCUAAAGCAACACAGAGGAGGAAAAUCAUCAGCGUUGCCAACACACUGAGAGACGACUAUCACAAUGGAAGAGCGACUAUUGAGAUUAUAGAUGAAUUUUCAUCCGACGAUGACGUAGCUGUGUUCUUCGAAGCACUCGGAUCAGGCUCUAAAGACGAUCUGGUUGAGGACGAUUCGACACAGCAGACAUACGCCAGAGAGGACAUAUCGGCUGUGUAUCUGUACCGCGUGCUGAUUGGUGACGAACUCGACUUGAUCUCGCUGAGUAAACCUUACAAACAAAGCCAGCUGUCUUCUGCCGAGGUGUACAUCCUGGAUACUCCUUGCACCGGUGUGUACGUGUGGCUCGGGAAUGAGUUGGACGCAGACAUCAAGAAGGACUAUAACGACAUUGUCCAGAAAUAUCUGGACUUGAAGGGUUAUCCGUCAUGGGUGAAUGUUACCAGGGUGACAGAGGGUAACGAGAGUUGCAACUUCAAGCAGUACUUCCACAAUUGGGACACUUUGAACGCUACGUCAAUUCAUGGGCUGCUUUCAGAAACAGAUGCGGGAUACUUCUCGAGUGACGCCGACGAGUCUGGUGCUGCGGCGAAACUGAUUGGAAAAAGUGCGACAGCCAGGGGCUUUAUGCCAGACCAGGGAGAAGGGACCUUCACUGUAACUCGUGUGUCCAGUGACGAGGAAGAUGUCACGGAGAGGAUUGCUGAGAGGCCGGUGCUGUACCAGAACGACGUGUAUACAAUUAAGUACCAGUAUAGUGACAGCAACGGAGAAGACGCUUUUGUUGUCUACGUGUGGAUGGGAACUGACGCCGAACCAACAGACAAGCAAGCAGGCUUAGAUCUAGCCUCGCAAAUCGAGCAGGAGUCGGAAGCCGGCGUGACCGUGGUGAAAGUGCCACAAGGAAAGGAGCCCAAGCAUUUCUUAAGUAUUUUCAAAGGAAACUUGGCUAUAUUUUACGGAAGCAAAGACAAUAACUACAAGGAAGAGAAUUCUAAGAAAUCCUUUGAUGAUGACGGCAUACGUCUUUUUAGGGUCGAAGGCACAGAACUAGGCGUAGACAUGCGUACCACUCAAGUUCCUGAAUCGGCCGACGUUCUAGAAGACGACGACGUGUACAUUCUAGAAACACCCGAAACCAUCUACGUGUGGCAUGGAAAGGAAUCUCUACCUGAAGAGCAAGAGACAGCUAUGGCCUUCGUGAAGGAAGUGUUCGGUGAAGACAAAGAAAUCGUUACUUUAGAGCAAGGGGAAGAAACUGAUGAGUUCUGGGAAUCGUUGGGUGGCGUUCCAGAAGAAAAAGAAGAUGCGGCGGGCUGGCGACUGGUGGUGAACAGGCGCAUGACUACACCGCAUACCCUCACAGCUGUCACUGUAAGUGUGACUGGGAAGAUUGGCUUCGAAGAUUUGCCACCCGACUUCACACAACAGGAUUUGUCCGACGAUGGCGUGUAUAUUUUGGACGCAGGUGAGGAACUGUACUUCUGGCGCGGGAAGAAUACACCAGAAAGGGUCAAGAUGGCGAAGAAUGAAAUCAUUCAGGAGUACAUAGCUGACGAUGGACUUGGCAGGACAGUCGACACGGCUAUCGUAAUGUCUGUGAAACAAGGCAAAGAGCCGGUUGUAUUCAAGAAACUGUUUCCCAGUUGGGAAGAUGACAUGUGGGAAAACCAAACAUCCUACGAGGACAUCAAGAACAAGACAAAAGCAGCUAAUUCUAACUAA